AUGGGGAGCUAUGCAAGAUUUGGGAGGGAGGAAGGCUAUUAUAUCUUGGGAGAGGUUGACCCAGUAAUGACCCCCAUCACAGUGAAUUUCCAGUGGGCAUCUGGAGUUCAGAUCCCAGAAACCAUGGCCCCCAUUCCUUCACCUCUUACAGCAGCCCACCAAAACUUGGCUUCGAAGAUCUUCUGUUUGUGCUGCAGAGACUGUGAGGACCCCCGGGCCAUGGAUGACCCCAAGGCCCCCAGUGAACCCCAGGAUCAGCAGCCAUCCACCUGCAGUUUGCAGAAGGAGGGGCUGGACAGCAAGAAUUCGAAGCAUGCUAACGAAGCCUCCCACUCGCCUUUGGGACAACCUCUGAUCCACCCAGAAAAGAGAGCCUCCACCACCAGCAACAAUGAGUAUGAAGAACUGAAUACACACGUCUCCCAAAGAGGUUUCUGCAAGAGAAACCUAAACCGCUACUCCCGGGACCGCUGGCCAUUCCAGCCGUGUCACAUCGGGAGGCCCUGA
Messenger RNA from Puma concolor (puma), 507 nucleotides. RefSeq names its product testis expressed 48 (gene TEX48). The record is from RefSeq and is a predicted model, not a curated record. NCBI's taxonomy places the organism in Eukaryota, Metazoa, Chordata, Mammalia, Carnivora, Felidae.